Messenger RNA from Brienomyrus brachyistius, 6552 nucleotides. RefSeq names its product sperm associated antigen 17 (gene spag17). The record is from RefSeq and is a predicted model, not a curated record. Gene Ontology annotation, cellular component: axonemal central apparatus. Gene Ontology annotation, biological process: axonemal central apparatus assembly; epithelial cilium movement involved in extracellular fluid movement. Lineage: Eukaryota; Metazoa; Chordata; Actinopteri; Osteoglossiformes; Mormyridae. The transcript is spliced from 48 exons. The coding region runs from base 669 to 6383 and encodes 1904 amino acids.
GGGAGGGAGACUGCAAAAGUUUUCGAGGCGGGGGGUGGGGGUGCGAGGCUACGGCGGGCUGGACGGCGUGCCUCUCCCUGGUGGCAGCGGCAAGCCCGAAGGACGAGGAGUACAUUCAGGCCCUCUUGCGAGCUGUGCAACAGCCUCAGCGCCGGCUUUUCGUGGCCAUCACCUGGGACGCCAUGCUGGAAAAGGCGUGUAGAUCCUCUUCUACCUUCGCCACGACACUGGCAGAGCCAAAGCAUCGCUUUCAAAGUCUACUGUUGUAGUGAAUUAAGAUGCAUGAGCAUAUUGUAAAGCUGAUUAUAAAUGGCAUAGAAAACACUUAAUGCAUAAUCAUACCCCAUGUACAAUUUAUUCAAUCUGCGCAACAUUCCCCUUUUCUAAUAAAGCAAUCUGGAUGUCAUACAUCCAUCAUCAGUGCAAACCUUUCAGCCAGAUGUCUGAGUGCUCCAGUAACUACGCUACCUACUUUAAUGAAUCACUAUGUGUACUAGCAGUCGCAUCCUUACUUGGUCUGCCUUCAAAGACACGCUUGCCUUUUUAAAAAUGUCUUUUAAAUCAUGCAUUUUAUUCACUCCUAGAUCAGUGAGCUGGGAAAUCCCAAAGCCAAGAAACCAAAGGAUGUUCCUUUGUUUUACGAGGUGACGGAAUCUGCCAAGAUCAUCAUGGAUGCAGGGGAUGAACUUCCCCUGCAACUCCUGGGCAUGCUGGUGAAAUUCCUCCUGCUGGAUGUCAAGGGCAAAGAUUUGCAGAGAAGGUUGGCUGAGGAGAAGACAGUAGACGAAACAGCCAGAGGUAAGACUGGAACUCCAGCCAAGGAAAAGGGGGCUGCUGCCGUGAAGCCCAUCAAAGGCGAUAAGGGGAAGAAAGCUGCUGAAGUUCCAAUGCCAACCAAGCAGACCAAACUUAAGCGCAGAGGCCAAGAGAUUGAUGACGAGCCUGGUGAUGGUCCUCAACUCUAUAUCCUCCUGUUGGGCUUCUACCAGCCGCAGCUUUUAUCAGUGCUGGACUCGCUGGGUGUACAUGUUUCCAGCAUCAUACGGCUGAGCUCCGAGGCUCCUGAGCUGUUCCAGGGUCAUGACACUUUCAUCACUGGAGAUGAAGCUUUGGAGGUCCAGAACCACAAGAUGCAGAAGCAGAUUGACGCAUUCUGGGGAAACCUGCAGGCAGGGCUGAACAGUGUCCUGCCUCGGUCCAGACUGUUCGACGUGGCCCAGCUCUAUUACACACUGAAGGAUGACGUGGUUCCCCUGGACAGACGAGAUCCCGAAGCCAUGCUGACCUUGGGGACAGGUGUCUUCGCAGGCGUGGCAUCCCUCCUCUAUGACCUCCUGGAGAAGAGGAAGCAGCAUCAGUACUACCUGGACAAGCUGAGGUUGAUCAGUGUUCCCAGUCUGGCCAGCAUGGAGCCACAGGACACUGGCUUAGAGAGCCUGAUAACUGUACCGGUACCUCAAGUGUUGUCAUCGACAAAGAAGCACAUUCCUGAGGAACUACCUCAUGCCACUACUGGGGUGGACACACGGUACUACUGCGCCCUUCUGGAGUCCAUCCCCACCGAGGCCCAGUCUGUGCCCCUGCUUCUGCACUGCAUGCUGGAACAGGUGGUGGCAAUGCAGGAGGGGAUUUUGCUGCCCAACAGAACUGAGGCCAAGGAGCAUGCAAAAGGGCAGGACAUCCUGAACACGAAGCAGCCAAAGGAGAAUUUUGGGGACAUGAUGCUGGAGCAGGAGGGGAAGAUGCCUUUGCUGCUGAACUAUCAUGAUGACAGGAGUAAAAGGCUGCACUACGUCCCAGUACAGUAUGGCAUGGAUGCCAUGAAGGUGGAGGCAGUGAUGCUACAAAACACGGCGCUGUUUAGGCUCCUCCACUCAGCUCAUCCUCCGGUGGAUGACCAUCUCCGGCUGGCCAGACUGCAGGAGCUCAUGUGCUUCUGCUGUGACAAGCCGCUGAGCUGGCCGGAGGUGGAGCGAGCACUCCUUCAGUUUGUGUUUGAGAGCAUGCCGCUCACAAAGACGGACCAGGAUGGCCUUCUGCUUCAAACCAGGCCUCCAGAAUCAGGCCCCAACCCCUGGGAUGACCCCAUCUCCUUCUCCCAGGGCCUUGAGCUUCUCCAUGUCAGACCAGGCACAUCAGAAGCGGGCGAGCUGAUCCAGAUGAGCGAGGAGACGAUCCGGACAGUUCAGCGGCGCCGCCUCAUGGCCUGGCAUUAUGCUGAGUGCCACAGUGCUGCUGUGUUGGCUCAGGUUCUCCAUGAUGCCUCUCUCACCUACCGCUGCAUGGACACCUUCCACCGUCAACUGGACAGAUCCCUUUGUAUCGUGUGUCACAACCCUGUGGGCCCAGAGCGGCAGAGCAGGGAAGUGUGGAACACAAGGCUUCAUACAGACGUGGGCUUCAGGAGGUACCUGGAGCAUGUGGCUGACUCUGUUUCAGACUGGAUGCAUCAGGAGGAGAGGAACUGGAAAGGCAUUGGGGAGCAACGGAGCAGAGAGAACCUAUGUGAGCCCCCUGUGUCGGGACAAGUGGGGCCCCAGGAGAAGAGCGUGUCCCCCAGCAGUGCGGGAGGUUCACUCAAGCCCCUGGAAGAUGUGGUGAUGGACCCAUAUGUGCGGAAAGACUCCCUGAAGGCAUGGAAAAUUGAGCAGGACAAACUGAAAGAAGAGGAGCUCACCAAGACAGUCAAGAAAGACAAAGGGACGAAGACCUCUUUAAAGGUGCAAGACCACUCAGAGAUUACAAACGGCAGCAAAGACACCCUCCUGCCCAGCCAGCAGAGCCAGGAAGACCUCCUGAAGACCCCUGAGCCUGCAAUGUGUUCCAGGAAGAGCAGCGAAGACAUACAUCUAGCCAAGGAUGAAUUCAUAGGAUUCAUCGGAUACAGUAUGAAUGGGACUCUGGUCCAUGUAUCAGGCCAGAUUCAAUCGCUGUUUCCUGCAGAUGGAGGACACAUCAGAGUGGAGACUGUGCACUUUGCAGAAGGUUCGACGUUUGUCCAGGUGAGCGUGACAAAGGACAAUCAUCACUUUGUCACUCACAUUGCUGAGCCGAGGAGGAGCGCACAGUGGAGUAAGAAGAGUACUAUUUCCAGGGAUAAUAGUGAAUGCAAGCAGACUGUGAGCAAAUUCGGGUCCUUCUCCACUCUGCUCAGCAGUGGCAUCCGUCUCUCUUUCAGUCAUCAUGGCAGUUCCGGGGAGAGCCCAGAUGAGAGGUACCCUUUCCAGACCCUGCAUACUAACAGUUCCGUAGCUCCCCCUGCUGACUUGUCUUCUUUCACAGAUGAAGCCUUGAGAGCCAACAAGCCUCAGCAGUCUUCCAGGUUCCCAGACUGGUCUCCAUUCCAGACCCUGGCCGUGUCUGUCCCCACUGGCCUUGUGCUGCGCUUCUUCUGUGAAGAGUCACCAGCGGCUCCUGGGCAGGUAAAGGGCAUGCUGGUAAGGCAGAGUUUCCCACUGGGUGGCAGCGUGUCCCAUUCUUUGGAGGCCUCCAGAGCCAUCAGCAGCCAGGGCACUGUGGUCAGAUGCAUGAGGGAUGGAUCCACACAGAUCCUGUUUGCGGAUGGUACAGUCAGCAACAGCCCAGACUCGCUACCGGUCUGUCAGUCAUUGCUGGAGCUGCCCACCUUAGACAAAGAGCAAGUCCAAGAGUGGAAUCCAGAGGUCAAGGAGACUCUAGAGAAAAGUGGCAAGUUGCAUUCGAGGCACAGUACAGGGCCAGAGUCUGUUGUGCUGGCAGAUGUGGGCCAGAAUGGCAGGGAGGGUGACGAGCAAACUGUGCUGCAGCAGGGAGGAACCUGGGUCACCACCACACCAUGUGGGUUCCGUGUGGCUACUGUGAAUGCACAGCCGUUGGAUGCUCAGUCAGUGCUGGCAUGCAAAGCCAUGGACCCAGCCAGCGGGGCAGUUGUGGUUACCAGAGAGGAUGGAGUCCUCAUCGUGGUGCAGAGUGAUGGAACAAUUAUCGCCGAACAUGCCGACGGCACCAGGAUCACAACCUUCUAUAGGGACAUUGAAGGAGCUGUGACAAAAGGGGAGGAGGAACCCUGCACUGAGCGCAAGAAGGAGAAGCUGGUAAUGGUGGAAUAUGAGGGGUUUGCUACUGUGGUGAUGAGCUGUGACAAGACAGCUUGCAGUGCUGUGUUUGGAGAUGGGACCGUCAUUAAAGCCACUCACAGGGGAGAGUACCAGGUUGUCCCAUCGAGUGGUGGUUUUCUCCACAUCCAUGAGGAUGGUAGCACUGUAUACACCUCGCAACACAACAGUAAUACAACACUGACCUCUGGUGGCGAUAAUGAAAAACUGCAGCCUGGUAGCUAUGUCAUGAAGCAUACUAGUGAGGUUGUAUGUGAGGUCACAGACCCAGAGGAGAACCACUUUAAGGUGAUGGUAGAUGGAGAAACCUACAUCGAUAUUUCAAGGACUGAAGAUCAUUGGGAAGGAGAGGAGGAGGAAGGAGAAGAGGAAGAACACCAAGGGAGAAAUGGGAAAGGAGCGAAUUUGUCCAAGUCCUCCUGUACAGGGCUCGAAGGAUCCUCAGCUAGGUUCUUUGUUGUCCACCCUGACGGUUCUGGAACUGAACUGCUGAGUCUGGAGGAUGUUGAGGACUUCCUAGACAAGGCCCAAGCUGACCCAAAGGUUGCAGUGCUUAAGGAAGCCAUUCCUGAGUUUCCAGGGGUCCUGGGGAUCACAGUGCUGAAGCCCUGCCUGAAGGACAGCGCCUCCCGCUGGAUUGUCCAGAAGCAGAACCCAGACAUCAUGCCUCUCAACCUCAGGUCCAGGAAGUGGGACUUGUUCCCUUCCAGUGAGAGCAAGCUGCCCGACCCCUCAUCUGGCACUUGCACGAGCAGGGACCCGAGCCAGAAUGAGAGGCGACGCUCGCCCCUGCACCCCCCCCUGCAAGCCUGCCCUGAGCUACUGGAGGUGCGCCAUAUCAUACAAUAUCAGCCAAUCAGCAGCCAGCUGCGGCAGGAGCUAGAGAGACGCCUUAAGGAAUACAUGAAGCACCUGCUGAAGAGGACCCAUCUGUCUGAGGAGCUGCAGGUGAAGGAGCCACGUGAGGAAGAGGAGAGGGUCCACGCUGCUGAACUCCUGCACCUGGUCCCGUCUCUGCCACACAUGAAGGACCUGAGCAACACCAUGGAAGAGAGAAAUGGCUCUGGUGCGUAUGAGAGAAAUGGCUCUGUGGACAUGGCUGCCUUAUAUGCUCAAGCACUCUCCCCAUCGCCACCACCCGAUGGCACUGUUGCAGAUGACUUUGGUCUCAACGGUGUCCUUGACAGCAGAAAGGAGGAGUCCUUGUGGCCAGGAAAGCUGGAGCAGUACAGACAGGAGCUCCGAGAAGAGUGUCAGAUGCGAGAAGCUCUGAGAACCAGACGUUUGUCUCCGUAUUUUCACUCUGACAUUUCGAUGGCAUCCCAGUUCACACAGAAGGUUCCUGACAUGGAGGCUCUUUCCCAAGCACUGCCACCACUUCCCAGGUCGGGACCAAACCCACAAAUCCAGGAGUUUCUUCAAGAUGCCAGUAACACCCGCGCCCUCACCAAGCGAUCUUUGAAACCAAGCGCUUCAUACGCUACAGGAAGUGAUGCAGCAUUCCAGGGAUGGUGUGUCAGUCCCACCUCGCAGGCUGCUGAGCCCAGCUGCUCGAAUGGCCAUGACCUCCGCUCUGAGGUGCAGAUGGAGGGCCCUCCACUGGACCCUAGAUAUAGGGACUUCCGGAGACAAGGUCCACAGGAUUCAGAAGGUGUGAGCUUGCAGGGGCCUCUGUAUGUGAGAAAGAGGAGGGGUAGAUCACUCAGCCUGGCCAUGGAUGUGACAGGAAGCCCCCGCAAGGAGAGGGUGUGCCUGCCCCCUGUUCUCCUCACUGCCAGGCCCUGGAGCCUGCCCAAUCACAAGUUUCUAAGAGCCGAGGAGCCUGUGAGGAGGACUCUGCGCACCGCAUCGGUGUCGGCCCUGGCUGGGGCUGCGAAGGUCGCCUUGCGGGGGUUUGAACUGCUCCCCACUAAUGUGGACUUCGGCAUGCUGAGGGGUGGGGUUAGCUACUCUGUGCCUGUAAUCAUGAGAAACGUAGGACUCGACUCCUGCAGGUUCAGCGUGAAGCAGGCGCCUCCUUCCACUGGCCUCAGAGUAACCUACCAGCCUGGCCCUGUGGCAGCAGGGAUGAAGACAGACCUGCAGGUUCAACUAUUUACCCAGGAGCCUCAAGACCCAGACACAGAGGCUCACCUCUCUCACCAGAUAGAGAUUCUCACAGAGACAGAGAUCCUCUACCUUCCUGUGUCUGCAACAGUGCUGUCAGAGAAGCUGUACGAUAGCAGGGUACAGCAAGACGGCCGCCGGGGACGGAUGGGCAUGGCUGAGGUCCAACAGGGAGUCCCCUAAUUCCAGAGAUGGCUUCCUGCUGAAGAACAGAUCUAUGUCCCAUUUUCUUCCUGAAAAUGCUGAACUGCAAUCCCGACAAGAUACAGAUAUGGAAACUGGUCUGAACUGUGCUAUUUAUAGCUAUGCUUUAUGCAUAAUAUGUGACAAUGAAUAAAAUAUCUUUCUGGCA